Molecule: messenger RNA, 736 nt
Organism: Morus notabilis
Lineage: Eukaryota; Viridiplantae; Streptophyta; Magnoliopsida; Rosales; Moraceae
Product: pathogenesis-related protein PR-1
Exons: 1
Coding region: 195-701 (168 amino acids)
Cellular component (GO): extracellular region
Source: RefSeq, a predicted model, not a curated record
ACCAUAUAAUUUAGGCCUGAAAACAUUUGUCCCCCAACAAAAACAAAUACAAAUGUGGCAAUCAUUAUCGAACAUGGGUGCCACCCCACAUUUUGACUCUUUAUCCCAACCAACCCCAAUCCCUCAUUUCAAAUAUAAACUCUCUGCCACAUUUUCGCAAACACGUAACCUGCAAAAAAAAAAUCCCAAAAAAAAUGCAGUUUCUAACCAUUUUUGUUCUCCUCCUGCUGUUGUUCACAGCAACCUCAAAUGCCCUGACAGGAAGCACUUCAAUCCAGUUUCUGGGCACGAAAACCCAGUUCCUGGGCCCACAGAAUGCCGUGAGGAAGGCGCUGAGGAUGAGGCCGCUGGUGUGGGACCCGCGGCUGGAGAAGUACGCGCGGUGGUACGCGGACAAGAGGCGGUACGACUGCGCGCUGGUGCAUUCCAACGGGCCGUACGGGGAGAACAUAUUCUGGGGGAGCGGCGAGGGGUGGACCCCGGCGCAGGCGGCGGAGGCGUGGGUAGCCGAGCAGAGGUGGUACCGAUACUGGUCCAACUCCUGCGCCGGUGGUGAGGUCUGCGGCCACUACACGCAGAUCGUGUGGCGCGAAACGCGGAAGAUCGGGUGCGCCAGAGUGACUUGCUUUGGUGGUAAGGGUGUGUUCAUGACUUGCAACUAUGACCCUCCGGGGAAUUAUGUUGGCGAGAGGCCUUACUGAAUUACAUGUAUACAUUAUAUUUAUAUAAACAUAUA